CGAAAAGCAGAAACGUUUCUUCCUCUUUCGUAAAGCGUCUUCACGUAGAUCCGUCGAAACCACGUGAAAGAAACAUGGAUAAACCUGUAGUAUUGGCACGUGUUAUCAAAGUAUUGGGCCGUACUGGUUCACAAGGACAAUGUACACAAGUAAAGGUAGAAUUCCUUGGAGAACAAAACCGACAAAUUAUCAGAAAUGUAAAAGGACCGGUACGUGAAGGCGACCUCCUAACCUUGCUAGAAUCUGAGAGAGAAGCAAGAAGACUACGAUAAGGCAUUUUAUCUUUUAAAAAUAUUAAGAGGAUUACCAUUUAUUAUAUCUCAUCAUUCCAAUUCUCCUUUUGAAGUGGAUUAUUAAUCCAACUGUCACUGGAAGAAAUCAAUCAUAAUCACUGCUGGAAAAAAAUACAAUGACUCGGAUCAGUCAAAUUGUAUGUUCAACAACAUUCAUAACUAUGGCUUCUAUAAUAAAACUUGUCUGGUAAUCGCCUGA
Messenger RNA from Vespula pensylvanica (western yellowjacket), 492 nucleotides. RefSeq names its product 40S ribosomal protein S28 (gene RpS28b). Gene Ontology annotation, molecular function: structural constituent of ribosome. NCBI's taxonomy places the organism in Eukaryota, Metazoa, Arthropoda, Insecta, Hymenoptera, Vespidae. Gene Ontology annotation, cellular component: ribosome; cytosolic small ribosomal subunit. The transcript has a single exon. Gene Ontology annotation, biological process: translation; ribosomal small subunit assembly; maturation of SSU-rRNA. The record is from RefSeq and is a predicted model, not a curated record. The coding region runs from base 75 to 272 and encodes 65 amino acids.